Fundulus heteroclitus (mummichog) is the source of this 2522-nucleotide messenger RNA. RefSeq names its product calcyon neuron-specific vesicular protein (gene caly). Gene Ontology annotation, molecular function: clathrin light chain binding. Gene Ontology annotation, biological process: G protein-coupled dopamine receptor signaling pathway; endosomal transport; clathrin coat assembly. The coding region runs from base 459 to 1064 and encodes 201 amino acids. The transcript is spliced from 6 exons. NCBI's taxonomy places the organism in Eukaryota, Metazoa, Chordata, Actinopteri, Cyprinodontiformes, Fundulidae. Gene Ontology annotation, cellular component: membrane; endosome. The record is from RefSeq and is a predicted model, not a curated record.
CAAAUAAACCCACGACACGAUAACAGAGACGCAGUUUUCCGAGGAGCCACGCUUGUCAUCCACGGAGAGUCGCGCACAGACGCACAAUCGCAGUUUCAAUUCAGGAGGUCGGAGCUAAUCGGCUUUUUUUUUUUUUUUUUUUACUACAUGCGCAGUCCUGUUCUGAAUCACUCAUCAGCACGACAACCUGUGUUCACAUCCAGAGCCCGGUCAGCAUCCGCCGCUACUAGAGCCGAUCCCGGACAAGCAGCCAGGAGAUCCUCUCAAAGAGACACACCCUUCAAUGCAGCAAGUUCAGGAUAUGCAUGAGCAGUGAACCCUGAAGAACUUGACUGAAGGAUCCUUGAGCAGCACUUUUACACUUGGAUACAAAACCACACAGUCCGAGUCAACCUGACCUGAGCUGUCCAUUCCUGUUGGUUAGAUCUGUUCAGGCCAUUUAAGGCAGCUGAGCAGCCAUGGUAAAGCUGGGCAGUAAUCUAUCUGAUAAGCUGGAGAAGCAGCCAUCUGCAGAUGAUGGCUUUGAUAACAUCCCCCUCAUCACGCCCCUGGAGGUCAGCCAGCUUCAGCAGCCAUUGGCAGAAAAGGUCAUUGUGACGACAAAAACACAGUUUCAGCUGAAGCAGCAGCAGAGGAACAGGCUCUAUGUUCCCAACAUCAAGAAGCUGAAUAUCAACUUCUACAAUGAUGUCUCGGAUAAAGUUAAGAUCACAGGUCUGAUCCUCAUCACUCUGGCAUUUUUGACCAGCCUGCUCCUUCUCCUCAUGUACAAAGCCAUGUGGUAUGACCAGCUUACCUGCCCAGAGGGGUUUGUUCUAAAGCAGAAGCACUGCACCCCUGCAGCUCUGGAGAUGUACUACACUGAGCAGCAGCAGCAGGUGGAGGAACCAGGAGCCCACAGCAGCACCAAUACUGGGCUGUACGCAGCUCUCAGCCACCUCAACCAGGUCAAGGGGACUGGGGCCGGGCUGAUGUCACAGUGGUUGCCAGUAAUCAGGCAGGAGGCCGGGGAGGCCAAAGAAAGCAGCGAGCCUCAAAAAGAAGAGCUGGAGGUAGAAGAAUGAAGGAUAAAGUGAAGAAUGUAGUCAUAACAGCAGAAAAGUAUAGUGUGAAUGUGCAUAUGUGUGUAUGUAUACUUGUUCUUACAGGUAAUGGGGACCUUAACUUAACCGAAUGCCACCUUUUGGGGACCUGUUGUAUGAGUGAAGAUAAAAUAGAUACCCAAGGGAAUAAAGUGAUUUUUUUUUUUCUGGGGGAUAUCUGACCUGAUGACUGGUGUGAUGUUUAUUUAGAAUUAGCGAUAGUUGUGCUUAUGUGUGAAUUAUCCAACUCUUUAAAGCUAGAUAGACUAUUCCAAUCUGCAGCAUAGGUUCAUGUGUUGCAAAUUGUUGUGUUUAGAGACAGGAAUAGCUCUCACUUUUAGAAUGCAAUGAAAUGUCAAUGCAAAAAUGUGCCAUUACUAGAUUUGCAUGAACUCAUGUAAAUACCCCAAACUCUGUAAAAACAUAUAGAUAUAUAUGUAGUGGUUGCAUAUUUGCAUUCAUGAUUUUAUGUGUACAUGUCUACACCAUAUAAUGUGUCCUUAUGUGAGACAGUUUAACGUGAAAGUAAAGAGGCGGCGUGAGAAUUUCCAGUGAGAACUGAAAUUAACACAUUUUUAAUACGAUUGCUGUUAGUUUUGAGCCUUGUUAUCUUGCUAGUCUUGGAGCAGAAUGUUUUAAAUAAUGAAUGAAUGUGCUCCAAAAUUUACCGUUGAUAUAUUUCAUUUUCAUUCAUGUUAGGUGAGUUCAGAUUCUGUAAUCUUCCGAGCGUAAGUUACACUUUUGUACCGUUUAAGUCAGAGGAAAAUUUUAAAGAAUUGCCCUUGGGUUUCUUUUGCGAACUAGAGGUAGUUCCUUUUUAAAAGUUAGUUGUCUGAAAAAUAAAUUUUAUGCAGUGUUUAAUCAAUGGCACAACUAAAUAAGCAUCAGGUAAAGACCUGAUGAUCUCAGAGCCAUAAAAUCCACUUAAUUUGGCAAAUCAUGUGCUAGAUAAUGAUAUGAGCUUCUUACUGUGCUGUGAAUGUAGUUAUUUAUGUAUUAAUGCGGAUAAGAUUUAGAUCUAUAUAAAGCUGUAUCUUCAUGUCUGUUGGCUAAAUGUAAACACAAUGCAGCCAAGUGCCGUCUUUUGUUUUUGAUCCUGUUGGUUUAUAAAUGUUUUAUUUUUUUCUAAAAAUAGUAAUUUUUUUGUCAUAGAUGCAUAGAAUAAUACCCACAGUGUUAUGCCACUUGAAUGUGUAGAAUGUAUGAAAGUAGCCACUUCAAUCCUAGAUAUAGAGGUUAUUCCUGACAUAAUGUUUGUACUCAAAGUUUCAGUUGGUUUUCUGUAUUAAUUUAUCACACGUUAACGUACUCGCUCUAGCAAAUUUGAUUUUUACAAAAGCAAAUUUGCUAGAGCGAGUUUUUAUUUAAAUAAUAAAAAGGACACCAUUCAAAGCAAAUCUAAAGAUUGUUUUUAAAGAAAUAAACAACUCUUACUCAACA